UUUGAAUUGCAAUAAUUUUGGGUGGGAAAAAAUCACGAAAAUCGAGAUUAUUUAUUUUGGCGCAAAAUAGGAGAGAGAAAAUCUAAACUCACCAAAGACAGAAUUAAAAACUUAAAGUGGGUCCCUCUUACAACUAAGGAGAGAGAUUUUUUUAUUUUUUUAAGAAAAAGAUAAACCCUAGCUCUUUCUCUCUCCUCUCAUCCCCAAAUUUGAAAAAAAACAUUUGACCUUGGAACCCUAGAUUGAUUUUCCCCAAUUUGAUUUGUGUUUUUAUUUUGAUUGUCAAUAAAUUAAAAAAUAAAAAAAAAAUGAGUUCUUCUCAAGUGGUACCACCGCCACCGCCGAGAAGAACUAGUUUGACCCAGAAACGGCAGCCGGCGACGGCGGCGAAAAAAUCGGCGCCACCAGCUGAAAAUGGAACCUCCUCCAAGCCUACUUCACCUCCGUCGUCUGUUGCGGGAGGAGAGAGAACGGUGAAGAAGUUGAAGUUGUCAAAGGCAUUAACGAUUCCGGAAGGGACGUCGGUGUCGGAUGCUUGUAGAAGGAUGGCGGCACGUCGUGUUGAUGCUGUGUUGUUGACUGAUUCUAAUGCUUUGUUAUCUGGAAUUGUUACUGAUAAGGAUAUUGCUACUCGGGUUAUAGCAGAGGAGUUGAGGCCGGAACAGACUGUUGUAUCGAAAAUUAUGACUAGGAAUCCGAUAUUUGUGACUUCGGAUACAUUAGCUAUUGAUGCUCUGCAGAAGAUGAUUCAAGGAAAAUUCAGGCAUCUUCCUGUAGUAGAAAAUGGUGAAGUGAUUGCUUUGUUGGAUAUUACAAGGUGUUUAUAUGAUGCCAUUUCAAGAAUGGAGAAAGCUGCCGAGCAGGGUAGUGCUAUUGCUGCUGCAGUUGAGGGAGUUGAGCGUCAGAUGGGUAACAAUUUCAGUGCACCUGCUGCGUUUAUAGAGACAUUAAGGGAACGGAUGUUCAAGCCUUCUUUGUCGACUGUUAUCACAGAAAACACCAAGGUUGCAACAGUCUCACCGUCUGACCCUGUUUCUGUUGCUGCAAAGAAGAUGAGGGACUAUCGUGUUAAUUCCGUAAUCAUAACAAGUGGGAUCAAAGUUCUUGGAAUCCUAACGUCAAGGGAUAUACUCAUGCGGGUUGUAGCACAGAAUCUUUCACCUGAGCUGACUUUGGUGGAAAAGGUGAUGACAUCCAAUCCUGAAUGUGCAAAUUUGGAAACAACAAUUCUUGAAGCAUUGCACAUAAUGCACGAUGGGAAAUUCCUUCAUCUUCCAGUUUUGGACAGAGAUGGAUCUGUUGCUGCUUGUGUUGAUGUCUUAAUGCUAACUCAUGCUGCUAUUUCCAUGGUUGAGAAUAGCUCUGGAACUAUGAAUGAUAUGGCAAACACAAUGAUGCAAAAGUUCUGGGACUCAGCACUUGCAUUGGAGCCACCAGAUGAUUCAGAUUCUCAUAGUGAAAUGUCAGCUGCACUGAUGAAUUCUGAAGGAACAGAUUUGGGAAAAUAUCCGUCACUUGGUCUUGGAAAUUCGUUUUCAUUUAAAUUUGAGGACCCUAAAGGGCGUGUUCACCGAUUUACUUUUGCGACUGAGAAUUUGGACGAGCUUGUUUCUGCUGUUAUGCAAAGAAUAGGGUCUAGUGACAGUGGCAACCGUCCACAGUUAUUGUACGAAGAUGAUGAAGGUGAUAAAAUAUUACUCACAUGUGAUUCUGAUCUCAUUGGUGCUGCGCUUCAUGCAAAAUCAGUGGGACAAAAGGUUAUAAGGUUGUUUCUAGAGUUCCCUGAAGCUGUCAAGGAAACCAGUUCAGAGACUAGUGCCGCUGUUGUUGAGAGAUCUAGAUGGACAUCAGUUCAUUCAGGGAUUCUGGCAGGUACAGUGAUGGUAACAGCUGUUGGUGUGGUGGUCUAUUUGAGGCAUGUAAAACACUGAGGUGUUGCAUGGAAUCAGUACCAGGCUGCAGACAUUGGCCGUCCUAACAUAAUUAUACAUUUACUUUGGCUUCAAUUGAUGCCUGCUUCUUUGUUGGGAAGUUGUUAGUUCUCCCAAACACGAUGUGAUAUGCAUAAUUUUUUGUUCUCUUGGGGCCAUUGUGACCUUUAAAACUAUCCCAUAUUUUUGUAAAUUGGAAAUAUAUAAAGCAAUCAAGCAAAGCUUGGAUCUUCUGACAACAUCCUUUACUACUCAAGGUGGUUCACCUUACAGAAGUAUGACACUACUUUUCGGUUGGUAAAAUUAAUAAAAUUUUUGUAAGUUAAAGUUCAAAGUUUCUUCAGUCUUCAGAAUAAGCUUCUGUCAACAUUUUGUUAUCAACAUUCAGCAAAGGUGCAUAUAAAUGAUGUUAUUGUAUGUA
This is a messenger RNA of Chenopodium quinoa (quinoa), 2352 nucleotides long. RefSeq names its product CBS domain-containing protein CBSCBSPB3-like. Lineage: Eukaryota; Viridiplantae; Streptophyta; Magnoliopsida; Caryophyllales; Amaranthaceae. The transcript has 14 exons. Gene Ontology annotation, molecular function: protein binding. The record is from RefSeq and is a predicted model, not a curated record. Bases 309 to 1931 code for a protein of 540 amino acids.